GCACCGGCAGUGUCGACUCGCAGACAUCGAAUGCACCAAUGACAAUCUUAGAGAUGAAGACAACAUGAGUGAAUCCUUCCUCCGAGUCUGGUACCCUGGUCAUGGCCCCGACUCGCUUUCCACGAUUCCAGAAACCUCACGGGAGAGCCUUCCGUCACCUAUCGUGGCGAAAGAAGGGUCGCCAGUGCCACCAACUGCUGCUCCGCAAGUUUCAGACCAACAUGAGACUGAGCGACAGACGUGUCCAUCCAAGGACGUGCUUCGAACUCCGACAAAAGGAACGGGAAGGAGCAGUCGGUCCUCGUUCCAACUCGACACCACGCCUGGUCAUCGUCGCCGACGCCUUGAUCGUGGUGUCUCACCCUCGUCGCUCUUCUCGCAUCCAAGCGCAUUUGGACGAAGCCACCGCGGUGCUGGACUUGAUCCAGCGCGAAAAACUGCACAUGUCCAACGUUGAGCUUCUCGCUCAAUCAUUCCGGGGCCAGAUGCUGCAAGUGAUGUCGAAGCAACGUUUGGAACUGAAGCAGCAGACGGAACUCCUUGACGCUGCGACCACUGCCGAAGCCAAGUACCACGAGUUCGCCAAGAACCAACUGGUCGACUUUGAGCAAGAGUUGGCCGAGCUAGAGGCAGAUCACGAUACUCAGAUCCAGCUCCUUCAAGCGGAAAUCCACUUGAAGGACCAGUUGCUUCGAGAGUGGGAAGACGCGCCGGUGGUGGUCGCCCCCAAGUGGCUCGAUGCUGCAUCUUGGGGGAUGCUGGCCCUCACAGGCCUCUUCGCGUUCUCCCAAACGUGGCAAUGUCUGUGGACGUCUGUCGUGACACAGGACGACGCCACCAUGCAACACCUCGUUGCAUCCGCAGUAGCCACCGCCAUCGCCAAAGUCCCUGAUCAAACAUGACAGCCGAAUCUGCAUAACUUCAAUAUUAGUAUUAUUGCAUUGAAA
Molecule: messenger RNA, 947 nt
Organism: Aphanomyces astaci
Lineage: Eukaryota; Oomycota; Saprolegniomycetes; Saprolegniales; Verrucalvaceae
Exons: 2
Coding region: 102-902 (266 amino acids)
Source: RefSeq, a predicted model, not a curated record